Drosophila serrata is the source of this 5070-nucleotide messenger RNA. RefSeq names its product protein tyrosine kinase 2 Fak (gene Fak). The record is from RefSeq and is a predicted model, not a curated record. Gene Ontology annotation, cellular component: focal adhesion; cytoskeleton. NCBI's taxonomy places the organism in Eukaryota, Metazoa, Arthropoda, Insecta, Diptera, Drosophilidae. Gene Ontology annotation, biological process: signal complex assembly; protein phosphorylation. Gene Ontology annotation, molecular function: protein tyrosine kinase activity; ATP binding.
UUUGCUACAAAACUUGGUCACACUGUCUACUGCGGAGAAAUAAGUUGAAGAGUUUAUCCGGAAUCCCUGCGCCCCGUGCGGUAACUGUGGACUACCAUGAACACUGCGGAAGCCAGCGGCAGCCACAACAGUCAACCGCCGCCCACCCAAAAUGAGUUGUCCCUCGAGGAGUAUGUUAUCCACGUGUAUAUGCCGAACAAGAGCUUCAAAUCUGUUCGGUUUAACGUCAAGGAGACUGUUUUCCAUGUGAUCCGGAAGACCGUCGAGGAUCUGGGCAGGGAUGGACCGCAGCAGCCCAGUAUCCAGCGGUAUGCCUGUCGCAUGCUCAACAUGAUCACCAAGGAGGUGAUCUGGUUGGCCAGGAGCACAUCGAUGCAGAAGGUGCUAAGCCACAUACUGACGCCCGGCUGCUCGAAUGUGGACUGUCCCAACAACCAGGCGGAGCUGGAUGAGGGCAUGCUGCAGCAUCAGGAGCACGACCGCCGGAUCACUGCCAACAGGGUGUGGCGCGUUGAGCUGAGGGUGCGCUACGUGCCGAACAGUAUUCAGGAGCUUUUCGACGAGGACAAGGCCACUUGCUUCUACUACUUCAAUCAGGUGAAAGAAGACUUUAUUCAGGCCAAUGUCAGCUCGAUCGACACUGAGGUGGCGGUGCAGCUGUGCUGUUUGGGAAUUCGGCAUUACUUCAAGAACAUCACGGUGAAGGCGCCCGACAAGAAACAGCACAUCGACUAUAUUGAAAAGGAGAUCGGAUUUAAGAGCUUUCUCCCGCAAUCUGUGAUAGCCACAUCAAAGCCAAAGAAUCUUAAGAAAAUGAUCCAAGUCGGUUACAAGAAGGUCUACAAUUACAAUGACAUCGAGUACCUGACCCGGUUCUUCGAUCUUUUGAAAAAUAUAUAUUUAACCAACUUCGAGCAGUUCUCGGUAACACUGAGCUCGGCAUGGAAUAUUUCUGGAAUCCUACACGUCGGUCCUCACAUUGGAAUCUCUUAUCAAACUCAUCCGCAAGCGAGCUUAACGAAUGUGGCCCAGUUUAAGGACGUUGUUGCUAUUAAAACGUGCACUCUACCAAAGGAAAAGCUGCCCAAGUCUAGCGAAAAUGCCAUAGAAUCAGAUGUCAAUUGUAAUUGUCAGAAGAUCAAGACGCAGAUCAAGAUCUCUGCCUCCAACAAUGUUGAAGAUUUGGUCAUUACGUGCAAUGGAAUUAAUACUGCUGAGAGCAUCGCCGACCUCAUUGACGGCUACUGCAGAUUGCUGUCAAAAGACCUAGAGUUUACGGUGUGGCAGCGUGAGAUCAACGCUUCCAGCGAUGAUAGCGGCAAGGCAUCGCCCAAUGACGCCACACAGCUGGAGUCGAAUAAAUUAAUGACUUCUUCGGGUCAGGGAAAACCAAUGCUGACGGACGAUUACGCUGAGAUUGGUUUGUUGGAGGGCGAGGGCGAUUAUUCAACGCCCACCGUUCGAAAUUACGAGUUGGAUCGAGCCCACAUAAUACCGAGUGCCAAGAUAGGCGUGGGACAGUUUGGAGAUGUUUAUGUAGGCACAUAUACUCUACCAAAGUCGGCGACUAAAGUCAAGAACUUGCUGGGCAAUGGGAAGGAUAGUAAUAGCGACCAAAGACCAGAUGUCAUUCAAGUGGCAAUUAAGACAUGCAAAGCCAAUGAUGAUCCCGAGAAAACUGAAAAUUUUCUAGCCGAAGCUUAUAUUAUGCAGAAGUUCGAUCAUCCGCAUAUAAUACGCUUGAUAGGCAUUUGCAGCGUAAUGCCCAUUUGGAUAGUCAUGGAGCUGGCUAAGCUCGGUGAGCUGCGAGCUUAUUUAAAGACAAAUAGCGAAAGAUUAAGUCACGGUACACUACUUAAGUAUUGUUACCAGCUGUCGACGGCCCUUAGCUACUUGGAGUCGAAAAAAUUUGUACACCGAGACAUAGCUGCGCGUAAUGUACUUGUCAGCUCGCCCACUUGUGUCAAGCUGGCAGAUUUCGGGCUAUCCCGUUGGGUUUCCGAUCAGUCUUAUUAUCAUUCAACGCCCACAGUUGCUUUACCCAUUAAAUGGAUGUCCCCGGAGUCUAUAAACUUUAGAAGAUUCACCACAGCCAGUGAUGUAUGGAUGUUCGGUGUCUGCAUUUGGGAAAUCCUCAUGCUUGGAGUAAAACCGUUUCAAGGUGUAAAGAACAGCGAUGUUAUCUCGAAACUGGAAAACGGAGAACGCCUGCCCCUGCCUCCGAACUGUCCGCCAAGGCUGUACUCGCUGAUGUCACAAUGCUGGGCUUAUGAGCCUCUCAAAAGACCUAAUUUCAAAAGGAUUAAGGAAACGCUGCAUGAAAUUCUUAUUGAAGAUAGCAUCAGUUCGUCGGAGACUCUGAAGCGGGAGCACCGGCGAGUGGCUACCAUGUCCUGGGUGGGCGGUGAUGAAAUCGACAUUCCGCCACUGAAGCCAUCCAGAGCGAUGCAUGAUUCUGAUAUUACAGGAUUGAUGCCGAAAGUGGAGGAAACAACGUCGAUACCUCAAACCUAUAUCAUUGCACAAAAUCCCGCUGUGUUGGCCAAGCUGAUGAUGGAGAACCAGAAGCGAGGAAUUAAUCCGGCGGCCUACACCACACCAGCUUCGGUAUUUAAUACUCUAGCCGUAGGAUUAGACGACAGCAAAUCGAAUGUUUCGCUUAAGACCACAAAGCUUCCGGCAGCAGAUAUGCUAAAGCUUGACCCCAUUGCAGAGUCUGAAAGGCUACUCAAGUCCCAGUGCAAUGCCAGUCAGAUGGCGAAUCCUCUAACCGCUUUAGCUAACCCCCUCGAUCCUCUCAGUCCGAACACGUUUACGGGUAGUUUACCUUCAAAGAGUAGUUUCGUCGUUUGUCCACCGCCUCACAACACUGAUGAUCAAAUGCAAGGUGCCGCAGAUAAUUUAGCUAACCCCGCGGUGUCAAAGGUUACAGCUACGGGAUACAGCCUUUAUGGCAGCCUGGAGAGGCAUCAACCGGUGCUGGCAAAGCCCAUGCACUCGAAAGGUGGCAGUCUAGAGCGCCAUCAAUCACUGAUGUCCGCGCAAAAUCUUGUAUUCUACAAUACCAAGCCGACACAGCCGCCGCACUUUACAAAUACAGCCGAGCGCUCAAGGAGCAUGGAGCGAAAUACGUAUUUCCACGCCUACCGCCAGCAAAUGAAAACCUCUAUCGAAUGUGAAGCUUUGCCCGAGGAGAUCUACGAUUUUGGUGGUGUUGGACUUAAGACCUGUGUGUCUGCCAAGCAGCAACAGCAGCAGCAACACCAACAAGCCACUUGCAAUCCUUCGGUGAUGAAUAUGAUGCUUCCUCCACCAGUAGAGCUUGCCCACGCUCAAGCCCCCGUAGAAUUUAUACAGGGAUUACAGCCAAAUAUGCCAACAGAUUCCUUCGGAGUUAUAUCCCCCCAAAACUAUGAGGAAAGCUUGCGAAAUCAGAGAGAAUGGGAACGACAAUGGAUGCUUUCGGGGGCACAGAAUGUUGCUGCAAUGGGACCCAACAUAUCCGAUGGAGCCGUAUGCAUGGCUACCUUGCAGGCGGAGGCUAUGGGAAAUCAGGGCAAACACAAUAUUUUGGGUGAAAAGCUGCGCCAACAAAGGAAGGAUAGCAACAGUGACAGCGAAUGGUUAAUCCAGGAAGAAAGGCGGCGAUCUAGCUCCAUACCCCAUGGAUCCCUCAACGACCACCAGUCGCAAAUGUUCAAGCUGGACUUUAUGUCGGCCGGACCCUCUAGCUUGCCCGACUCCUGCUCCAACUCCAACUCUAGGCCCAUGACUCCAAAUGCUAAUCUUCUAUCGCUUAAGUCAAAUAACUCUUCGGCGGAUCACUUGUCUGGUUUGACAACGGUGAGCGAUGAGCAGCAGGCAGGUUCGAAUGCCAGAAACUUUGGUGGUGGUCGCCCACUGAAUCGUGCAGAUGACGAAGUUUAUUGCGCCACCACAUUGGUGGUAAAAUCAAUAAUGGUGCUGUCACAAGGCGUGGAAAAAGCCAAUACCGAAGGUUAUUUGGAACUGGUCAAGAAUGUGGGCGUAAAGUUGAGAAACCUGCUUACAUCGGUGGACAAAAUAUCGGUGCUGUUCCCAGCACAGGCCCUUAAGGAAGUGCAAAUGGCCCAUCAAGUCCUGUCCAAGGAUAUGCAUGAGCUUGUCUCAGCCAUGCGCUUGGCUCAGCAAUACAGCGACACUACCCUGGAUUGUGAAUAUCGGAAAAGUAUGCUAUCGGCUGCCCACGUCUUGGCCAUGGACGCCAAGAACCUGUUCGAUGUUGUGGAUUCGAUACGCCAGCGUUAUCAGCACGUAUUUCCCUCACCCAGCGUCCCAAGAGAUUCGACCACCACCAGUUUAUCUAGUUUUGAGUCAACCUCAACGACGACCAUGAAUGAUUUUGGUGGACAUCUUAAGUCAAGCAAUUCGGGAGAUCUACUGCACAGCACAGGGAUAUACGAUAAUGAUUUGCAUCAGAGCUUCAGCUCACAGUUGCAGUUGCAGAAUGCAACCUCCGGUGGCAAAGACUUAAGUGGUGGUGGGGGUAGCUUACAAAGAGGUAUGAGCAUUGGUCUGGAGGACCCUACCAGGUCGACAACAAAUGAGCCUUUGCGGAUUGUCGAGGAGGCAUUAAGUAGUCCGGGGGAGCACAUGUAUUGCAAUACGUCCGCCUUGCAUGGCCACGCGUAACUCUUCUAGUGUCUGCGCAGAUAGAUAUUAACUUAAUGAUUAAACUAUUGUACAUACCUAAAAUAUAUAUAUAUGUUCAGCGGAUAAUUCGCUUAUCUCUACGUAUGAAGCAUAUACAUAUAUAUAUGACUUCAAAGAUACUUACUCAAAGUUUGACGAGACCCCCAACUCGGCCGGCCGCAUUCUCACAUCGUCAUGUAGUCAAAAUAAUUUAAGAAACAAAGACACGUUCUUGAAUGAAAAAAUAGAAGCUGGCUAGUAAUAAUAUUUAUAGAUAACUUGACCCCGAUCUAAUACAACUAAAAAUGUAAUUCAUCAACAGUUUGGGUGUAUUUUAAGACAUUUAUAUUGUGAUUUAUAUAUUCUACCAAUACACAAGCUUUAUUCCGAGCUAAUUAA